GUCGGUUGGGAAGACGAUAACAAGCGUCAUUUGGUCCUUAGUCCAACCAAUCCGAUUCGAGCCAUCGAUCUAAGGAUUCCAUUAAGAAAGAAUCGACUUAAGGAUUCGAUCAAGAAUCGACCUAAGGAUUCGAUUAAGAAAGAAUUGACCUAA
This is a messenger RNA of Loa loa (African eye worm), 153 nucleotides long. RefSeq lists its product as hypothetical. The annotation marks the transcript as partial. The record is from RefSeq and is a predicted model, not a curated record. The transcript has a single exon. NCBI's taxonomy places the organism in Eukaryota, Metazoa, Nematoda, Chromadorea, Rhabditida, Onchocercidae.